This is a messenger RNA of Magnolia sinica, 770 nucleotides long. Its product is annotated as NDR1/HIN1-like protein 10. Bases 53 to 736 code for a protein of 227 amino acids. Lineage: Eukaryota; Viridiplantae; Streptophyta; Magnoliopsida; Magnoliales; Magnoliaceae. The record is from RefSeq and is a predicted model, not a curated record. Gene Ontology annotation, biological process: defense response to other organism. The transcript has a single exon.
CUCUCUCUCUCUCUCUCUCUCUCUCUCUCUCUCUCUCUCUCUCUCUCCAUCCAUGGCCGAUUCAAAACAAGCCAACCUAAAUGGAGCCUACUAUGGCCCACCCAUCCCUCCCAAACGAGACUAUCACCGGCCUGGUCGAUCGAGUGGAUGCUGCUGCGGCCCAUGCUGCAUACUAAGCGCCUUGUUCAAGCUCAUCUUCACCAUCCUCGUCGUCCUUGGCAUAGCUGCCCUCGUUAUCUGGCUUGUUCUCCGCCCUUCAAAGGUGAAAGUGCAUGUCGAGAGCGCCACACUUACUCAGUUCAACCUCACUAACAGCAAUAAUCUCUAUUACAACCUUUCUCUAGACAUAGAGAUAAGGAACCCCAACAAGCGAAUUGGCAUUUACUACGAUAAGCUCGAAGCUAACGCUUACUACGAAGGACAGCGGUUUGAUUACGUGCCUCUGCCAACUUUCUAUCAAGGCCAUAAGAACACAACCAAUCUCUAUCCAGUUUUCACCGGGCAAGCUGCUAUUCCGUUCCAGAGUUCUGAUGUUGAGGUUUUCAAUAGGGAGAAUGGGGACGGGUUUUUCUCCAUUAAGGUUAAGAUCUAUGCAAGGAUUAGGUUUAAGAUUGGAUCAAUCAAGACUAAUCGCUACAAGCCGGAUUUCGAGUGCGAGUUGAGGGUCCCUUUAACGACGAGCGGCAGCUCCUCUGCUGUCGGAUUUACUAGGACGAAGUGCGACAUCGAUUUCUGAUCAGUGUUCCAUUAGCCCUUCUAUUCAUUUUUAU